CUUUAUUUUUGAUUCUAUUAACUAAAGAAAAAAACAAACAAAUAAAUAAUAAAAAAAAAAGCUCGAUUCAAUAAGCUUUUCCAUCACUUAGAUUCCAUAAUGUCCAACGAUCCCAUUGACAGCAUCACUUUGAGACUCGGUGAUCUCACCACCGCAAAACCCACCCAAACAGCCCCAGGUGCACCUCCAAGUGGACCUGCUCAAGCAAUUGCUACAAAACCCCCUCAGGCUCAACCAAAAGCUCCUGUAAAGCAAGAUGCCCAAGAUGUAGAGGAUUCUUCAAACCUCAUUGAGAACAGACACACCGUAUUGGUAAAGUUGGCCGACCAGCAAGCUGAUCCCGACUCUCCUCUUUAUUCUGUAAAGAACUUUGAAGACCUUGGUUUGAGUCAGGAACUUUUGACCGGUCUUUACGAAAUGAAGUUCUCAAAGCCUUCAAAGAUUCAAGAACGUGCACUGCCACUUCUUCUUGCCAACCCUCCUAAAAAUAUGAUUGGACAAUCCCAGAGUGGUACCGGAAAGACUGCUGCAUUUGUAUUGACCAUGUUGACUCGUGUGGAUAUGAAUGUCAAACAACCUCAGGCCAUUUGCCUGGCUCCUUCGCGUGAGUUAGCUCGUCAGAUUAUGGAUGUUGCUCAACAGAUGUCCAAAUACACCAACAUUACCAAAGCCUUGGUUGUCAAGGAUUCAAUUGCCAAGAACCAACCUGUCAAUGCACAGAUCAUUGUCGGUACUCCUGGUUCAGUCCAAGAUGUCAUCCGCAAACGCCUGUUGCCUAUCAACAACAUCAAGAUCUUUGUGCUGGAUGAGGCAGAUAACAUGUUGGAUCAAUCUGGUCUUGGUGAUCAAAGUCUUCGUAUCAAGAGUAUGCUCAAGAGUAACCCCCAGAUCGUUCUAUUCUCAGCCACUUUCCCAGAAAACGUUACAAAGUUUGCCAGCAGAUUUGCACCCAAUGCCAACGAAAUUACCCUCAAGCGUGAACAAUUGAGCGUAGACGCAAUCAAGCAGUUCUACAUGGAUUGUGAUAGUGAAGAACACAAGUAUGAAGUCUUGACAAACUUAUAUGACAUGCUUACUGUCAGUCAGAGUAUCAUUUUCUGCAAGCGUCGUGAUACUGCAGAUGAGAUUGCCAGACGAAUGACUGAACAAGGACACGCGGUUGUGUCUUUGCAUGGAAAGAUGACUCCUGAGGACCGUGACAGAGUUAUGGAUGACUUUAGAAGAGGUGAAUUCAAGGUUUUGAUUACCACCAACGUACUUGCCCGUGGUAUCGAUAUUCUCCAGGUCACGCUGGUAGUCAACUAUGAUCUUCCUCUUGAUCAGCAAAACGAGCCCGACUUUGAGGCUUACCUCCAUCGUAUCGGCAGAACCGGUCGUUUUGGACGCACUGGUGUGAGCAUCAACUUUGUUCACAACGAGGAGACCUGGUCCAAAAUGCAGGAAAUCGAAAGACACUUUGAGAGACCUAUUGUCAGAGUAGCCACAGAUGACUGGGAGGCUGUAGAAAAGCAAUUGAAGAGUUAUAUCUAAUAUCUAAUAUCUAAUAUAUACAUGUAUGUAUAUAUAAAUGCUUGUAUCUAUGUAUCUGUAUGUAUGUAUGUAUGUAUGUAUAUAUUUAAUACACACAGCAGUAACACCACAAUCAUAGACACAAUCACCACCAUAAACAUCACCACAAACACAACCAUUAACCACCACCAACACCAACACCAACACCAACACCAACACCAACACCAACACCAACACCAACACCAACACCAACACCAACACCAACACCACCAACACCACCACCAUCAAUUAAAUUCAAUUCAAAUCACUUUUGCUACAUAACCACUACCAUAUUUUUCUUCUUAUACACUUAUAAUAUAUAUCUUUAUAUUUAUAUGUAUAUUUUAUCAAUAUAAAGGGUUACAAGGAUUACAAAAGUCCUUUUUGACUUUGGUUGGCUUGAAAAUCACAUGUUUUUCAUGGUUAUUUUCUGUAUCUUACAGAAGAGUUUUUUUUUUUUUAAAAAAAAAAAGAGAUUAUCUCUAUUUUUGAUAAUGAAAAAUAAAUAAAUAAAUUAUAUUAUACUAUUCUA
Molecule: messenger RNA, 2080 nt
Organism: Phycomyces blakesleeanus NRRL 1555(-)
Lineage: Eukaryota; Fungi; Mucoromycota; Mucoromycetes; Mucorales; Phycomycetaceae
Exons: 10
Coding region: 100-1530 (476 amino acids)
Biological process (GO): poly(A)+ mRNA export from nucleus
Cellular component (GO): cytoplasmic stress granule; nucleus
Molecular function (GO): RNA helicase activity; RNA binding; ATP binding
Source: RefSeq, a predicted model, not a curated record